This is a messenger RNA of Colletotrichum truncatum, 1362 nucleotides long. NCBI's taxonomy places the organism in Eukaryota, Fungi, Ascomycota, Sordariomycetes, Glomerellales, Glomerellaceae. The record is from RefSeq and is a predicted model, not a curated record.
AUGUUGGCUUUCCGACUGCUGGUUUUCGUUGGCGCAUCGUGUCUGUUAGGGCCUGUGGCAGGUCAAUCCCUAGCAGACGCUCCACAAUGCGGUAUGAUCUGUUUUGCUCAAGCAUUACAGCAACCUGAAUAUGCCGCCAAGACACAGGCACAGCUUUGUGUCGAUGAGGGCUUCAACAAUGUGGUUGGCGGGUGUGCCAAGCAAGCAUGCACUGUAAUAGAAUCCUUGAAUUUCCUUAACAUUACAAGAACAGUAUGCGGCAUGCCCAUGGCAGACCACCGCAAUGAGGCGCGGGCGACCAGUCUUGCUUUGUUUGUAUUAGCGACUGUCUUCUUCGUGCUACGAAUCGUCGUCAAGACCCUUAGAAUCGCUCCAUGGGGGACUGAUGAUACCUUACUUGUUAUUGCCUAUGCCUUUUUGAUCCCGUUUGUGGUUCUCGUCCAAUACAUGAUCCCGCAGGGACUGGGACUGGAUAUAUGGGCCUUGAACGAAUCCCAAAUCACACAUUUUCUUAGGGUAAGCACCACACUUCCCCUCUCUUUGAGUAGUUGUGGGGGAUUUGAUUCUGACCUCGGACAGUACCUCUUGAUCGUCCAGACCGACUAUAUCUUCGUCCUCGCGAUCGUCAAGGCCUCUAUCCUCUUUUUCUUCCUCAAGAUAUUCCCAGAUCACACCUUUAGGAUCACGGUCUGGCUGACACUAGCCUACAACCUCAUCGUUGGUUUCAUCUUCAUUAUCCUUAGUUUCGUCCAAAGAAAUCCAACAUGGCUCAUUUGGGAGGGUUGGCGUGAUAAAGAACCUCGCGGUGUCGUCCUUGAUCUCAACAAGAUGGGUUUGACGCACGGUGGAAUGAACAUCGCUCUAGACGUCGCGAUGCUUCUGCUUCCCUUGACACAAUUGUACAGUUUGAAACUGGAAUUCAGGAAAAAGAUUGGCAUUAUGGCAAUGUUCGGUGUUGGUAUUUUCCUCACGGCAGUGAGCAUUAUACGAGUCCGCAGCUUAGUGUACUUCGCGACAUCCUCAAAUGCCACCGCUGACGCGCGCGGAACAAUCAUCUGGUCGUGUAUUGAAAUCUGCACUGGUAUCGUGGUGGCAUGUAUGCCCAACGUGUGGGCUCUCAUGCGACAGGGUUCGCGCCAGAUCAGGGGCGUUACAGCUAAUAUGUCGAGGAGAGCCGGCAGUGGCAGUGGAGGCUCGGCUUCCCAGCGGAUAUUUGACGACCGUUCCCUCGAAAUGAGGGUAGCCGUCAACUCCCCCGGCGCUACAACAGCUCUCGCCGACAAGAGUUGCGGCAGCUCUACGACAGCCUGCACAAGUCGUGGACAUUCAAGUUUUGCGAGUGAUGCGGGCACACCUGUAUGA